This is a messenger RNA of Pipistrellus nathusii (Nathusius's pipistrelle), 2742 nucleotides long. Lineage: Eukaryota; Metazoa; Chordata; Mammalia; Chiroptera; Vespertilionidae. The record is from the annotation of a GenBank genome assembly.
AUGGAAAGUCUCCAGACCAGUACGGAAAUGCUCUAUCCUGAGAUAAUUGUGGACGUGGGCACAGUGACUUUUGGAGAAGAGAACAGGAAGAACAUGACCAAUAACCAGUUGAAAAGGAAUGAGAAUUCUAAAAUCAUCCAAGCCGCCUGUGCACUGCUAAAUUCUGGAGGGGGUGUGAUCAGAGCGAAGAUUGAUGAUAAAAACUACAGCUACCGGUGCCACGGGCUGGGUCAGGAUCUGGAGACUUCUUUUCAAAAGCUCCUUCCUUCAGGUUCACAGAAAUACCUUGACUACAUGCAACAGGGGCACAAUCUCUUGAUUUUUGUAAAGUCAUGGAGCCCAGAUGUUUUCAGCCUCCCCCUAAGGAUCUGUAGCUUGCGUUCCAAUUUAUAUCAGAGAGAUGUGACUUCCGCUAUAAACCUGAGUGCUAGCAGUGCCCUAGAACUUCUCAGACAGAAGCAGUAUAGAGCCCAGAGAGGAAGACCCAGGGUGAAGGAGCGGCAUCCUCAGAAGGUUCUUGACAGACACAUUCAGGAAGAGGAAGAUAUGAGGCUGUCUGCUUCAGAAUUUCUUAAAAAGGACAAACUCAUGUAUAAAGAGAAACUCAACUUUACUGAGUCGACACAUGUUGAGUUAAAAAGGUUCACCACCAAAAAGAUUGUCCCUAGGAUUAAAGAAAUGUUGGCCCAUUACAUUUCUGCAUUUGCCAACACUCAGGGGGGAUACUUAAUUAUCGGGGUAGAUGAUAAGAGCAAAGAAGUGUUUGGAUGUAAGAGAGAAAAAGUGAACCCUGACUUAUUAAAAAAGGAAAUAGAAAACUGCAUAGAAAAACUGCCUACAUUCCACUUCUGCCAUGAAAAGCCAAAGGUGAAUUUCACUACCAAAAUCUUGGAUGUAUACCAAAAGGAUGUCCUGUAUGGUUAUGUCUGUGUUGUUCAAGUGGAACCCUUCUGCUGUGUGGUAUUCACAGAGGCCCCAGAUUCGUGGAUCAUGAGGGACAAUUUGGUCACAAGGCUGACGGCAGAGGACUGGGUGGCUAUGAUGCUGGAUAUUCCAUCAGCUCCCUCCAGUUUGGCCACAGACUACAGCCUUCUCCCGAUUUCACCAGCUUCAUCUGCACUAAGAAGCUCAUCAUAUCCUAUGAAAGUCCUGGAAUUUAAGGAGGUUCUACAACAACGUUUGUUUCCAGUGACACAGGAAGAGAUACAAUUUAAACCGGAAUCCCUCUGUAAGACGUUGUUCUCAGAUCAUAAAGAACUGGAGGAAUUCAUGAAGACACAGAUAUGUCCUAUCUCGCAGGGGAUUGUGGUAUUUUCUCGAAGCUGGGCUAGUGAUAUUGGCUUAAGGAAAGAACAGAACGUCUUGUGUGAUGCUCUCCUAAUAGCAGUGAACAGUCCCCUGGUACUUUAUACAAUCUUGAUACACCCCGGUGGGACUGAAGGGCCUGAAUAUGCCCGAAACACUGCUCGUCAGUUAAAGCAGAAACUGGGAACUGUUGGUGGUUACACAGGGAGAGUGUGUGUCAUUCCGAGACUGCUGCACCUGCCCGGCACACAGUCUAGACCCCGUGGGACCCCUGUGCACUACCCUCAAUCCUACCAGCUUGCUAACGAGGAGGAAAUGGAAGACUUGUUGCAGGCCCUUGUCGUGGUGGUCUUGCUGUGCUCUCGAUCCCUUCUGAGUGACCGGCUGGGCUGUGAAUUUUUCAACUUGCUCAUAGAGGAGCAGUGUGAGUUGCUGUCAGAGAGCCUUCAGGAGACGCGAGAAUUGUUCAUCCACUGCUUCCCAGGAAGCAGGAAGACAACCCUAGCCAUAAAGAUCAUGGAGAAAAUCAAGGACCUAUUCCACUGCAAACCAAGAGAGAUCCUCUACGUUUGCGAACAUGACUCCUUAAAGGACUACGUGGCCCAACAAACCACCUGCCAGGCCGUGACCCGGAAAACCUUCAUGCAAGGGGAGUUCCUGAAGAUUAAACACAUAGUGAUGGAUGAGACCGAGAAUUUCUGCAGUGUGUAUGGUGAUUGGUACAAAAAGGCUAAGGGUAUCACCCAUCCAGAGGGGAGGGGAGCUGGAAGGAAAAACCUUCACCAUGGGGUUCUCUGGCUCUUUCUGGAUCCCUUCCAAGUCCAUCAUGCUGAUGUCAAUGGCCUCCCCCCUCCAUCUGCUCAGUUUCCUCGGAAAAUAAUCACUAAAGGGAUCCACUGUUCUCUGGAAAUAGCAAUGGUCAUGAAACAAGAAAUGAGGAAGAUCAAAGAAAAUCCUCCCUCCAACAUGUUUCUGGACACACUGGCACUCUUCAGGGAAGCUGCCUACGAGGAAGCAAUGCGUGCCCAGGCUCUUCCUGGGGUGUGUGAAACGGAGACCAACCUGACAAUAGAACAAAUCGCAAAAUACGUGGCAGAAAGAUGUCACCACCUGUUCCAGUGUGGCUAUCUGCCCAAAGAUAUAGCAAUUCUGUGCAGGAGAGGGGAGGACAGAGGACGCUACGAGCUUGCAUUGCUAAAAGCAAUGGAAUUAAUUGAGACCCGCAGAGCCGCAGAAGUUGUGUUCAGCCAGGCCUCUGGUGUUUUGGGCACUCACAUCAUUUUAGACAGCAUUCAGCAGUUUUCAGGCCUAGAGAGGAAUAUUGUGUUUGGGCUUAGUCCAGAAUGCACUCCUUCAGAGGAAACGCAUAAGCUCUCCUUUGCCUCAAGAGCCAUUAAACACCUCUACCUGCUUUAUGAAAAGAGAAGAGCCUUCUGA